Miniopterus natalensis is the source of this 3390-nucleotide messenger RNA. NCBI's taxonomy places the organism in Eukaryota, Metazoa, Chordata, Mammalia, Chiroptera, Miniopteridae. The record is from RefSeq and is a predicted model, not a curated record.
AUGCCACCAUGGGAAGUAAUUAGGCCCUCACCUGACUUCGUGCUGGAAGGGGUUGGAAUGCCUGGCCAUGUGCCCUCUCAGCAGCUGACUGAAGCUUUUAUGCAGAAAGUUGUGGUCCGGAUACCUGAGUCCUCCGGGCUCCACAAUGGGCUGCUAUCUGGUGACGGCCGUGAGGUUUUGUUACCACGGGCGGUUUACGGCGUUCUGGUUACUGGGUAUAAGCGGCCCCCAUGCGAGAGGCCGCCCGCCCGCGCGCCCGCGCCCACGCUCGCCGCCGGGAUCCCACAGACCAGAGGCCCCGGGAGGCAGGUGGCCGAGGCCUGUGAGCUGGCUCCUCCGCCCCCGCCAGAUCAGGUGGCGCAGCGCAGGCCGCUGGACGGCGCCCACGGAGAGAAAUCCAGCACCAUGUUCAGAAAGCUGCACUCCGUGUUUAACCCCAGCCCGCAGAGGAAGGCGGAGGCGGCGGGCGGUUCCUGCUUCCACCGAGCCGGCCCCACGGUGCGGCUCAUCCGCAGCAGCUCCAUGUACGUGGUUGGGGACCACGGGGAGAAGUUCAGUGAGUCCUUGAAGAAGUACAAAAGCACCAGCAGCAUGGACACCAGCCUGUACUACCUGCAGCAGGAGGGCGACCGGGCCUGGAUGUACUCACGCACCCAGGACUGUCUGCAGUACCUGCAGGAGCUGCUGGCCUUGCGGAAAAAAUACCUGAGCAGCCUCAACGACCUGAAGCCCAAGCGUGCCCAGGGCUUCUCCUCCACCUCGUCCAAAUCCUCCAAGGGAGGAAAAAAGGCCCUUGGUCAGUCCACCUCCAAAGAAACAAAGAAAGCAACCCCCAAGAAAUACUCGCAGUUUAGCGCAGAUGUGGCAGAGGCCAUCGCCUUCUUUGACUCCAUCAUCGCAGAGCUGGAUACAGAGAAAAAGCCCCGGGCUGCUGAGGCAGACCUCCAGAAUGAAGACGUGGACUUUGAUGUGGCCACCAGCUCCCGGGAGCACAGCUUGCACUCCAACUGGAUCCUGAGGGUGCCGCGCCGACACUCUGAAGACAUGGCUGUACGUACCAUACACACGACAGACGGCCAGUUUCGAAAAAGCACAGAGCGCAGGACCAUUGGCACUCAGAGGAGACUUGAGAGGCACCCCAUUUACUUGCCCAAGGCUGUGGAAGGGGCAUUCAGCACCUUGAAAUUUAAGCCCAAAGCCUGCAAAAAAGACCUGGGGAGCUCCAGACGGAUCCUCUUCAACUUCUCCGGAGAAGACAUGGAAUGGGAUGCGGAGCUCUUUGCACUGGAGCCACUGGCAUCUUCUGGGGAGGACUACUUCGAAACAGAAAACCCCAAAGGACAGUGGCUGCUUCGAGAACGACUCUGGGAGCGGACAUAUGGAUUUAUCAACACCUGUCUGCAAUCUCUUGUAAUAGAGAAAUUUGGUGAAGAGACAUGGGAAAAGUUGAAAGCUUCUGCUGGAGUGCAGGAUGCCUUCAUGAUGUAUACAGUGUAUGACGACAUCAUUACCCUUAAGCUCAUCCAAGAGGCCUGCAAGAUUCUGGAUGUCUCCAUGGAAGCCAUUCUGAAGCUCUUUGGAGAAUACUUCUUUAAAUUCUGUAAGAAGUCUGGCUAUGACCGGAUGUUACGAACACUGGGAGGAGAUCUCACGGAGUUUAUUGAAAACCUAGAUGCCCUCCACAGUUACCUUGCACUUUCUUACCAGGAGAUGAAUGCACCAUCAUUUCGUUUGGAGAGAGGAGCAGACAAGAAAAUGCUUCUCCAUUACUACUCUGAUAGAAGUGGUCUGUGCCACAUUGUACCAGGCAUCAUUGAGGCUGUGGCCAAAGACUUCUUCAACAUGGACGUGUCCAUGGAUGUUCUUGACAUGAAUAAGGAAGAGGAGAGGACAGGGAAGAAGGAGCACGUUGUGUUUCUGAUUGUGCAGAAGCCUCACAGACAGGUGAGAAGGACAAAGCUAAACAGGCUACAGGAUGGUCAGGACAUUCAGAGAGACCAAGAGGCCCUCAAGGCAGCUUUGGUAAGGAAGAAGGAGAAAUAUUUGAGUGUCUCUGUUUGUCCUGUGAAGAAAUCUCACUGGGAAGUUGUGAGAAGUAUAGUCAUGUUUGGAAAAGGGCAUCUCCUGAACACCUUUGUGCCGAUUUAUCCCGAGCGGCUCUGGAUUGAAGUUAAGACAUUUUGCAAUGCUUUUCCUUUCCACAUUGUAUUUGAUGAAUCACUGAGGGUCAAGCAAAUGGGAGUGAAUAUUCAGAAGUAUAUCCCAGGACUCCAAACCCAGAAGAUUCGAUUAGAUGAGUAUUUCUCCAUCGUUCAUCCUCAAGUUACCUUCAACAUUUCCAGCAUCUGCAAAUUUAUCAACAGUCAAUUUGUCCUGAAGGCACGGAGAGAAAUGAUGCCUGAAGCAUGGAAAAGUCAACCCACACUCAAACUCCGAGGCCAGAUGAUCUGGAUGGAGUCCAUGUGGUGCAUGAUAUACCUGUGCUCCCCAAAGCUCCGUAGCCUGCAAGAGCUGGAGGAGCGCCAGAUGCAUCUUUCUGACCUCGCCCCCCAUGACACCACCAGGGAUCUCAUUUUGCUGAACCAGCAGCGACUGGCUGAGAUUGAGCUGUCCACCCAGUUGGAGAGGAAGAAGGAGGAGCUGCGGGUCCUAUCUAAACACCUGGCCAUGGAAAAGAAGAAAACCGAGACCUUGCUUUAUGCCAUGCUGCCCGAACAUGUGGCCAACCAGCUGAAGGAAGGCAAAAAGGUGGCUGCAGGAGAAUUUAAAACCUGCACAAUCCUUUUUAGUGAUGUGGUGACAUUUACAAACAUCUGUGCUGCCUGUGAACCUCUCCAAAUAGUGAAUAUGCUUAAUUCAAUGUACUCCAAGUUUGACAGAUUGACCAGUGUCCAUGAAGUCUACAAAGUGGAAACAAUAGGAGAUGCUUACAUGGUGGUAGGGGGUGUGCCAGUGCCUAUUGGAAGCCAUGCUCAAAGAGUGGCUAAUUUUGCCUUGGGGAUGAGAAUUUCUGCAAAAGAAGUAAUGAAUCCUGUUACCGGAGAGCCUAUCCAGAUCAGAGUAGGGAUUCAUACUGGACCAGUCUUAGCAGGUGUCGUGGGGGACAAGAUGCCCCGGUACUGCUUGUUUGGUGACACCGUGAACACAGCUUCUAGGAUGGAAAGUCACGGGCUUCCCAACAAAGUGCACCUCAGCCCCACAGCCUACAGAGCCCUGGAAAAUCAAGGGUUUGAAAUAAUUGAGAGGGGUGAAAUCCAAGUGAAAGGAAAAGGCAAAAUGACCACAUACUUUCUGAUCCAGAAUUUGAACGCCUCAGAGGAUGAGAUCAUGGGGAGACCUCAAACUCUGUUUGAUCACAAAGGUAAGCCAAGAAGAGAAGCCUCACUGUGA